ACUGUACUGAGAGAGCUCGGCAAUCCCAAGGCUAGGUGCUAUUGCGAACUACCGUUCGCACAUGCCUGGUCAUGCGAUGAAGCAGAGAGUCUGAUUUGGCCUCGAUUGCGUGGCUUCUUGACUUGCGCAACCCGCAUCAGCAUGGCGACAGCCUUGCGUGCGACGCGACUUGCCGGACCGCUCAGACUCAGCAGCCGCUCAUUCCGCUUGCGGAGCGGCUCAGGUAGUGCGUGCCAGCGUGAUUUAGUCCACGUCAGCGCACUUCCACAGGCCCGUUUAGAAACCUCAUAUUGCCACGUCGUCCAUGCGAAUCCCGCUGAUAGAUUACACCAAAACCUCGCACUUAAUCGACCGAGUAGAUUAGAAACCUACGGCUCCUCCUUCAGGGGUAACGGGGUCAAAUGGAGCAGCAGCAGCGCCAGCAGCAGCAGCAGCGGCCGGGGAGCGAGCCACACAGGAGGGGGGAGUGCUCGAAUCGGCAGCCGGCGAUUAGACGGCGGCGUGAAGCGAGCGAGUGGAGUCGGACCGGUCACGACGGCGGCUCAACCGGGCGAAGAACUCAUGCACCAGUUUUACGAGAUUCGAAGGGAUGCAGAGGCGGUCAAGGAGCAAUUAUCAAACAUCACAGCCACUGCUGACCUGCCACGUCAGCGCGCAGCCAUUGCUGACCUGGAGCGUGACGUGGCACGGGAGGAUCUGUGGGAGGAUCCAGCUCAGGCGCAGCAGCUGAUGACGCAGCUGACCGAGCUCAAGGAUGGGGUGAGGGAGGUGGAAGAGUUUGCGAAUAAGGUGGAGGAGGUGUGUCUAAUAGUGGAGCUGCUAGAAGCGGAGCAGACGCCAGAUGCAUCGCUGGUAGCAGAGGCAAGGGAGGGGCUGCAGUGGGUGCGGGGGCACAUGGAGCGGUACGCUGUGGCGCAGCUGUUGGGGGGAAGGUUCGACAAGAAGGGAGCCAGGCUGACAAUAACAGCGGGGGCAGGAGGGACGGAUGCCCAGGAUUGGGCUGACAUGCUGCUCCGGAUGUACAUGCGGUGGGCUGACAGGAGGGGCUUUAAGAAGCGGGUGGUUGAGCGGUCAGAUGGGGAGGAGGCGGGGAUCAAGAGUGCGACACUUGAAGUGGAGGGGCGGUAUGCUUACGGGUACCUCAGUGGGGAGAAGGGCACGCACAGACUGGUCAGGCAGUCGCCGUUCAAUGCAAAGGGACUCCGACAGACCAGUUUUGCGGGCGUAGAGGUGAUGCCAUUGCUAGAGGAAGAGGCAAUCAAGGUGGAGAUCCCUGAGGAUGACCUGGACGUGUCUACGAUGAGAGCGGGCGGCAAGGGCGGGCAGAAUGUGAACAAGGUGGAGACGGCAGUGCGGAUGACGCACAUACCCACGGGGAUAGCUGUCAAAUGCGCAGAGGAGCGAUCACAGGCACAGAACAAGGCAAAGGCACUAGCGAUGCUCAAAGCAAAGCUAUUGAUUAUCCUGGAGGAGCAAAGGGCAGCGGAGAUUAGGGAGAUUCGGGGGGAUAUUGUGAAAGCGGAGUGGGGGCAGCAGAUUAGGAACUACGUGCUUCAUCCAUAUAAGAUGGUAAAGGAUCUGAGGACGGAUUAUGAGACAAGUGAUGUCGGUGGCGUGUUGGAUGGCGAUUUGGAUGAGUUUAUGGGAGCGUUUUUGCGGUCCAAGCAACAGAAGCUGCAGCAGGAGGAGCAAGACCAGCAACAGCAGCAGCAUCUGGUAUGAGAGAUGCUGAUGUUGCUGCUUUGUGAUGGAGCAUGGUGGGUCGGAUCGGGAAGGGUGACGUUUCAUGAGUGCACGGGGUUUUGUUCCAAGUCACCAAUUAUCUGGAUGUCAUUAUUUUUUUUGUAUGGGAGAAAUCAGGCGUUUGUACUAUGAUGAGUAACGUCUGUUUUGGGGGAUAGCAUGUUCACUCUUUGAUCAAUACUGUACCUUGGCCACAGUUCCA
This is a messenger RNA of Closterium sp. NIES-67, 1945 nucleotides long. The record is from the annotation of a GenBank genome assembly. Lineage: Eukaryota; Viridiplantae; Streptophyta; Zygnematophyceae; Desmidiales; Closteriaceae.